This is a messenger RNA of Tarenaya hassleriana, 2570 nucleotides long. RefSeq names its product subtilisin-like protease SBT5.3. Gene Ontology annotation, molecular function: serine-type endopeptidase activity. The record is from RefSeq and is a predicted model, not a curated record. Gene Ontology annotation, biological process: proteolysis. The transcript is spliced from 10 exons. Bases 45 to 2363 code for a protein of 772 amino acids. Lineage: Eukaryota; Viridiplantae; Streptophyta; Magnoliopsida; Brassicales; Cleomaceae.
AAGAAACAGAGAGAGCAAGAAGAAGAAGAAGAAGAAGAAGAACAAUGAAGCUUGCACUUCCCUUAUCCUCUCUUCUCCUUGUCGUUCUUCUUCUUCAUCAUUGUCCAAGACCCACUUCUGCUUCCGAAAAGUCGUAUGUUGUCUACUUCGGAGGUCACUCCCAUGGCGAUGAGAUUACGCCAGACGUCGUGGAUCGUGUCAGAGAGUCCCAUUACGAGUUUCUUGGAUCAUUCACCGGGAGCCGUGAACGAGCCAAAGACGAAAUCUUCUACUCGUACACAAAGCACAUCAAUGGCUUCGCUGCUCAUCUCGACGACGCCACCGUCUCUGCAAUCUCCAAGCACCCAAAAGUGCUAUCCGUGUUUCCAAACAGGGGGUUGAAGCUUCACACGACUCGUUCAUGGGACUUCAUGGGACUCGAACACGAUGGGUUCACUCCUUCAUCUUCCAUUUGGACCAAAGCCAGAUUCGGAGAAGAUUCCAUUAUCGCAAAUCUCGAUACGGGUGUAUGGCCUGAAUCCAAAAGCUUUAGUGAUGAUGAAGGUUUGGGACCAAUUCCCUCAAGGUGGAAAGGAAUAUGUCAAAAUGACAAAGAUGCCACUUUCCACUGCAAUAGGAAGCUGAUCGGAGCUCGGUACUUCCACAAGGGCUACUCCGCGGCCGUGGGUCGCCUCAACGCCACCUUCGACUCGCCGCGCGACCUCGACGGCCACGGCUCCCACACACUCUCCACCGCCGGCGGCGCGUUUGUACCACGCGCCUCCGUCUUCGGCUUCGGCAACGGCACCGCCAAGGGAGGCUCCCCACGCGCUCGCGUCGCCGCCUACAAGGUCUGCUGGCCUCCGGUGAAGGGUAAUGAGUGCUACGACGCCGACGUCCUUGCCGCCUUCGAUGCCGCUAUCCACGACGGAGCCGAUGUCAUCUCCGUCUCCCUCGGCGGCGAGCCUUCUCCGUUCUUCAACGACAGCGUCGCGAUCGGGUCUUUCCACGCCGUGAGGAGAGGGGUUGUGGUCGUUUGCUCCGCCGGGAACUCGGGGCCGGAGGAUGGGACGGCGGCGAACCUCGCGCCGUGGCAGAUCACCGUCGGAGCGAGCACCAUGGAUCGCGAGUUCGCAAGUCAUCUUGUGCUUGGCAAUAAGAAGCAUUUCAAGGGACAAAGUCUAUCAUCCUCCGCAUUGCAACAUGCGAAAUUCUACCCGAUAAUCUCAGCUUCUACGGCCAAAGCGAAGAACACUUCGUCUUCUGAUGCGCAAUUGUGCAAGCUCGGAUCUCUAGACCCAGUAAAGGCAAAGGGGAAGAUAUUAGUGUGCCUGAGAGGUUUGAAUGGGAGGGUCGAAAAGGGUCAGACAGUGGCUCUAGCCGGCGGUGUAGGGAUGGUUCUCGUGAAUACAAACGUAAUGGGGAAUGAUCUAACCGCUGAUGCACACGUUCUCCCAGCAACACACAUCACUUACAAGGACGGUGUCUCCCUAUCAAGAUAUCUGAGCCAAACUCAAAACCCAGUGGCUCACAUUACGCCUCCAAGGACCAUUUUGGGAACGAAACCCGCACCAGUUGUGGCGGCAUUCUCAUCCAAGGGACCAAACAUCGUGACUCCCGAGAUUCUAAAGCCUGACAUAAUUGCGCCUGGAGUGAGUGUUAUAGCUGCCUAUACGGAAGCCGUGUCUCCCACGAAUGAGGAGUUUGAUGAACGACGGGUUAUGUUCAACGCUGUCUCGGGAACUUCCAUGUCUUGUCCUCACAUCUCCGGCAUUGUCGGUCUUCUCAAGACCCUCUAUCCUUCUUGGAGUCCCGCUGCUAUCCAUUCAGCUAUCAUGACUACCGCAACAACAAUGGAUGACAUCCCGGGACCGAUAAGGAACGCAACCGACAUGACGGCAACUCCCUUUAGCUACGGAGCAGGUCACGUCCGACCAAACCUGGCUAUGGAUCCCGGUCUAGUCUAUGACUUAACCAUCAAAGACUACCUCAACUUCCUCUGUUCCCUCGGAUACAACUCAACACAAAUGUCCGUCUUCUCGGGCAAAAGCUUCGCUUGUCCAAACCCUAAACCCAGCGCCCUCGACCUCAACUACCCAUCCAUCACAGUUCCAAACCUCUCCAGCGUUGUCACCGUAAAACGGACCCUCAAGAACGUCGGGAAACCAGGUACGUAUGCUGUGCACGUCACAAACCCUAAGGGCGUUUCGGUUUCGGUUAAGCCAAAGGGCCUGAAAUUCACCAAAGAUGGCGAGGAGAAGAGCUUUAGGGUGACCCUUGUGAAGAAGGGCAAUGGGGACGUGGCGAAGGGCUAUGGCUUUGGAGAGUUGGUUUGGUCGGACAAGGAGCACUACGUGAGGAGUCCUAUUGUGGUGAGGACUUGAAGAAAUUAGUGCCUAAGAUGAUUUGAUUAACCAAAUUUAAUUUCGGGUUUUUAUUAUGAAUUUUAGAGCCUAAUAAACAUAUGGCAUUAUUGUAAUUUUACGUUAUUAAUAUGUAUUCACCAUUCCUCUCAACAUUGUAAUGUUGUGCUUAUCAGAACAACAAUAAAAAGCACAACGAAGAUGGAGUUCUUCCCUUUUUUUUUCACC